AUGGCAGAGACUAACCAUACUGUGAUUUCUCAAUUUAUUUUUCUGGGACUUUGUACUUCAAGGGAACUUGAGAUCUUCCUCUUACUACCAUUUUCCAUCCUCUACCUGAUGACUGUGAUAGGCAACCUCUUUUUGGUGAUAAUGAUAAUCACUAAUCAGCAUCUGCAUUCUCACAUGUCCUUUCUGUUAGCUAAUCUCUCAUUUAUUGACUUCUGCCUUUUUUCAAUAAAUGCACCCAAACUGACCAUAGGUCUCCUAAACGAAAAUAAAACCAUUUCCUUUGAGGGCUGCAUGAGCAAAAGUCUCUGUGUACAUUUCUUUGCAGGAAGUGAUAUAGUACUUCCUGUAACAAUGGACUAUGACCGAUGUGUGGCCAUAUGCAGGCUACUCCACUACUGCAGCAUCAUGGACAGGCAGAAGCACUUCUGGCUCAUUGUGAUAUCAUGGAUUAUUGGAUUUGUACAUGGCAUUAGUCAGAUGCUCUUGAUUUUGGAUCUACCUUUCUGUGGACCAAGAGUGUUAGACAGCUUUUUCUGUGAUAUUCCUUUAGUGAUGAAGUUAGCCUACAUGAAUACUGAUACUCUAGAAAUCAUAAUAAAUGCUGAAAGUGGCAUUUUAGCAACAACUUGUUUCAUCCUGUUACUGAUAUAUUAUACUUACAUUCUAUUGACUGUUCAACUUCGCUCUAAAGAUGGCUCAUCAAAAGCACUGUCCACAUGUACAUCCCAUAUCGUAGUGGUUGUGCUCUUCUUUGGGCCCAUCACUUUCCUCUAUCUUUGGCCAGUCAACAUCACUUGA
Messenger RNA from Apodemus sylvaticus (European woodmouse), 798 nucleotides. Its product is annotated as olfactory receptor 4K3-like. Gene Ontology annotation, biological process: G protein-coupled receptor signaling pathway. Gene Ontology annotation, cellular component: membrane. The transcript has a single exon. The record is from RefSeq and is a predicted model, not a curated record. Lineage: Eukaryota; Metazoa; Chordata; Mammalia; Rodentia; Muridae. The coding region runs from base 1 to 798 and encodes 265 amino acids. Gene Ontology annotation, molecular function: olfactory receptor activity.